Messenger RNA from Cryptococcus wingfieldii CBS 7118, 747 nucleotides. RefSeq lists its product as hypothetical. The record is from RefSeq and is a predicted model, not a curated record. Lineage: Eukaryota; Fungi; Basidiomycota; Tremellomycetes; Tremellales; Cryptococcaceae. The coding region runs from base 1 to 747 and encodes 248 amino acids. The transcript has 4 exons.
AUGUCUGACACAGCCCUCAUCAUCGUCGACGUCCAGAACGACUUUCUGCCCCCGAGCGGGUCUCUCGCAGUCCCAAAUGGGCGAGCCGUACUGCCCGUCAUCGAGGAGAUGUUGGGUCCCGAAUGGGAGUGGGGCCUCGUUGUAGCUAGCCAGGACUAUCACCCGCCAUCCCAUAUAUCCUUUGCUUCCUCCCAUCCGCCUCACCCGCCAUUCUCAGAGCUCGAGCUGCCAAAACACGAUUCCCGCAACGCAACUUACACCCAAACCCUCUGGCCUGACCAUUGCGUCCAAGGAACGCCUGGAGCAGAGAUAGAAGCGUCUUUGGGUGAAGCUUUCAAAAAGAGAGGAGGGGUGAGGUUGGUAAGGAAGGGUACGGACCCCAGGAUUGAAGCAUACUCGGCCUUUGAAGGCGAGGUCCUAUCCGAAUCAUACCCCGCACCUCCUGACGCCGAGCCCCCCAAGAGAGUACCCAAUGGUCCAUCCGCCUUGACCGACUUUCUCAGAGAUUCGGAUAUAGAGAGAACGGUAAUAGUCGGCCUGGCUACCGACUAUUGUGUCAACCAAACAGCCAUCAGCUCCAUCCUCUCCGGCUUUUCGACCGCUCUCCUUACUCCCGCCAUGCGGGGCAUCUCUCCAGAAGGCACUGCCGCCACCUUGACCGCACUAGAGGGAAUGGGUGGUGCCAUCAUCGGGCGAGACGGUAACGGAGAGGGGUGGCAAUUCCAACUGCACGAAUGGCUCAAGUAG